CUGCCUGCUCCGGUAGGACCUCGGAGAGCGCCGGACGCCGCUACCAGAGGGACUGGAGAAGCGGCCGGAGCCGGGCCGGACCGACGCCUGCGAGCCCGCAUCCCUCCGCACCCACAGCUUUCCGGGCUGGCAGGCGGAUAGUAGCGGCUGAGUAAGUUUUUAAAAUGAAGAAGUUUAAUUUCCGAAAAGUUUUGGAUGGCUUAACUGCCUCCUCCCCUGGCAGUAGUAGCAGCAGUGGCAGUAACAGUGGUGGCGGGGCUGGAAGUGGUUCCAUGCAUCCAGGAGGGACUGCAGGGGUUCUCAGAGAGGAGAUUCAGGAAACCUUGACUUCAGACUAUUUCCAGAUUUGUAAGACAGUUCGGCAUGGUUUUCCUUAUCAGCCCACAGCAUUAGCCUUUGAUCCAGUUCAGAAAAUCUUGGCUAUUGGGACGAGAACUGGUGCUAUACGAAUACUUGGGAGACCUGGCGUUGAUUGUUAUUGUCAACAUGAAAGUGGUGCAGCUGUUCUGCAGCUCCAAUUCUUGAUCAAUGAGGGUGCUUUGGUCAGUGCAGGUUCAGAUGAUACACUUCAUUUGUGGAACCUUAGACAAAAAAGACCAGCUGUUCUUCAUUCUCUUAAAUUUAACAGAGAACGAAUUACUUACUGUCAUCUACCUUUCCAGAGUAAAUGGCUCUAUGUUGGAACAGAAAGAGGAAAUACACAUAUUGUAAAUAUUGAAUCUUUCAUUCUUUCUGGAUAUGUUAUCAUGUGGAACAAGGCAAUUGAACUAUCCACAAAGACUCAUCCAGGUCCAGUUGUACAUUUAAGUGAUAGCCCAAGAGAUGAAGGGAAACUGCUAAUAGGUUAUGAAAAUGGUACUGUAGUAUUCUGGGACUUGAAAUCUAAAAGAGCAGAACUGAGAGUUUAUUAUGAUGAGGCUAUUCAUUCAAUUGAUUGGCAUCAUGAGGGCAAACAAUUCAUGUGCAGCCAUUCAGAUGGUAGCUUGACUUUAUGGAACCUGAAAAGCCCAAGUCGUCCUUUCCAGACCACAAUUCCACAUGGAAAAACUCAAAGAGAAGGAAGAAAAUCUGAAUCUUGCAAACCAAUUCUUAAAGUAGAAUACAAAACCUGUAGAAACAGUGAACCAUUCAUAAUAUUUUCUGGUGGGCUGUCCUAUGACAAAGCUUGCAGAAGACCAAGUUUAACCAUCAUGCAUGGAAAAGCAAUUACAGUGCUUGAAAUGGAUCAUCCUAUUGUUGAAUUUCUAACUUUAUGUGAAACACCCUAUCCAAAUGAAUUUCAAGAACCCUAUGCCGUUGCUGUACUUCUGGAGAAAGAUCUCAUUGUAGUUGAUCUGACACAAAGCAACUUUCCUAUCUUUGAAAAUCCAUAUCCCAUGGACAUUCAUGAAUCACCAGUUACGUGCACAGCAUACUUUGCUGAUUGCCCACCAGAUUUGAUUCUAGUGCUCUACUCUAUAGGAGUCAAGCAUAAAAAACAAGGAUACAGUAAUAAGGAGUGGCCAAUCAGUGGAGGAGCUUGGAACCUUGGCACACAGACAUAUCCAGAAAUUAUUAUUACUGGUCAUGCAGAUGGAUCGAUAAAGUUUUGGGAUGCUUCUGCAAUAACACUGCAGAUGCUGUACAAGCUAAAAACUUCAAAAGUGUUUGAAAAACAGAAGGUAGGAGAAGGAAAACAAACAUGUGAAAUUGUAGAGGAAGAUCCAUAUGCCAUUCAGAUGAUCCACUGGUGUCCAGAGAGCAGAAUAUUCUGUGUAUCAGGAGUCUCUGCAUAUGUCAUAAUUUAUAAAUUCAGCAGACAUGAAAUUACAACAGAAAUAGUGUCAUUAGAGGUACGACUUCAGUGUGAUAUUGAAGAUAUUAUUACGCCAGAACCAGACACAAGUCCUCCAUUUCCUGAUCUCUCAUCCCAGCUUCCUUCUUCAAGGAGUCUUUCUGGGAGCACUAACACUGUGGCUAGUGAAGGAGUAACGAAGGAUAGUAUCCCAUGCCUCAAUGUUAAGACACGACCAGUGCGGAUGCCUCCAGGGUAUCAAGCAGAACUUGUUAUUCAGUUGGUCUGGGUGGAUGGUGAACCUCCACAACAGAUUACUAGCCUUGCUGUAAGCUCGGCAUAUGGAAUAGUUGCAUUUGGGAACUGCAAUGGGUUGGCUGUGGUGGAUUUUAUACAGAAGACAGUACUGUUAAGCAUGGGGACCAUUGACCUAUAUAGAUCAAGUGACCUGUACCAACGACAACCACGGUCUCCUCGAAAAAACAAGCAGUUCAUUGCAGACAACUUUUGCAUGCGUGGCCUGUCUAACUUUUAUCCUGAUUUAACGAAACGGAUCCGUACUUCCUACCAGAGUUUAACUGAGCUGAAUGACAGUCCAGUUCCCCUGGAACUUGAGCGUUGCAAGUCUCCCACUUCAGGACUUGCUACCAGAACUCCCGAGGCAGCACCAGGCUUUUAUAGGAAUGAAAUACCAGCUGUGAGACAGAGGAAUCAAGUACAUCACUUGCCAGAUCAUGUAAAUGGACACUGCACAAGUCCAACUUCUCAGAGUUGCAGUUCUGGAAAACGUCUUUCCAGUGCUGAUGUUUCAAAAGUAAAUCGCUGGGGUCCUGGAAGACCACCAUUUCGAAAAGCACAGUCAGCUGCUUGCAUGGAGAUUUCUUUGCCAGUUACAACAGAAGAAAGUCGAGAAAAUUCCUAUAAUCGCUCGAGAAGUUCUAGCAUCUCCAGUAUUGACAAAGAUUCUAAAGAAGCGAUUACAGCACUAUACUUCAUGGAGUCCUUUGUUCGGAAAAAUGACUGUACUAUCUCCCCUUGUUUGUUUGUUGGAACUAGUCUGGGAAUGGUGUUAAUCAUCUCCCUAAACCUACCUUCAGCAGAUGAACAAAGAUUUACAGAGCCAGUCAUGGUAUUGCCAAGUGGUACAUUCCUCUCAUUGAAAGGAGCUGUCCUAACAUUCUCCUGUAUGGACCGAACUGGCAGAUUAAUGCAACCACCAUAUGAAGUCUGGAGGGAUCCAAACAACAUAGAUGAAAAUGAGAAAUCUUGGAGAAGAAAGCUGGUCAUGAACUGCCCCUCUCCAUCCCAAGAAAUAGGAGAUCAUCAGUAUACAAUAAUCUGCUCAGAAAAACAAGCCAAAGUCUUCUCACUGCCUUCUCAGACUUGCCUCUAUGUUCACAACAUCACCGAGACAUCUUUUAUACUGCAAGCAGAUGUGGUGGUCAUGUGUAACAGUGCCUGCUUGGCAUGCUUUUGUGCCAAUGGGCAUAUCAUGAUAAUGAGCCUACCUAGUCUUCGCCCAAUGUUGGAUGUUAAUUAUUUGCCACUGACAGACAUGAGGAUAGCACGGACGUUUUGUUUUACCAAUGAAGGACAGGCAUUAUACCUUGUCUCUCCUACUGAAAUUCAGCGGUUAACAUACAGCCAAGAGAUGUGUGAUAAUCUACAGGACAUGCUAGGAGAUUUGUUUACUCCCAUAGAGACACCAGAAGCUCAAAACAGAGGCUUUCUCAAAGGACUGUUUGGUGGAAGUGGACAAACAUUUGACAGAGAAGAGCUCUUUGGGGAAGCUUCAGCAGGAAAAGCAUCACGCAGCCUCGCACAGCACAUUCCUGGACCAGGUGGUAUAGAAGGGAUGAAAGGUGCUGCCGGAGGGGUGAUGGGAGAGCUGACUCGUGCACGGAUCGCACUUGAUGAGAGAGGACAGAGGCUAGGAGAGCUGGAAGAGAAAACUGCAGGCAUGAUGACCAGUGCAGAAGCAUUUUCCAAACAUGCACAUGAGUUAAUGCUGAAAUAUAAGGAUAAGAAAUGGUACCAAUUCUAAACUUCUAAAGAAGCUAUGACUGCUUUGAGAAACCAUUAUUCAGGGAAACCAUAUUUAUUCCCGGCAUCACUAUUCAACUGCUAGAAGACAGUUUCUUCCACAAAAUGUUCCAUUACAGUCCAUCUGAAGUUAUCAUAAGGGAGACUUAUCAGAGACACUGUACAACCCAAAGGCUGGAACCCUGGUUAAAACCCCAAGAUAUGGCUGAAUUUGCCUCUUCCCACGUGGAAUGGAGCUAUCAUCUUGGCAUGUCGUUUGCUAAGGAUUUACAUUUAGGAACUACGGGGAGUCCUGAUUUGAAAAAAUCCUGUACAAACAAAAACCAUUAAUGCACUUAAUGAACAAAAAUUUUGCAUGAUAAAUUAACAUCUUAAGAGGAAAAGAAAAAAAAAGCAUGUUGUGACAGAAGAAAAAAAGAUUUAUGGUAAACUAUUUUUAUAAAUUGGACCACACCUGACAAUUUAAAAAAAUCUGUGUUAGAAGAUAUCAGUGCAUUUCAAGUACAUUUGCAAUACCCAACUGAAAAAACAAACAAAACCAGACUUUUCUUUUCAUCUAUAACUUUCAUUAUCUAGAACAUUAUUGAAUUCUUAUGGCAAGAGUCUGAUUAACGUUCUUCUCUCUCCAUAAUAUUUUACAUUAUUCACAGUUCUUGGUCAUAAUCAAAUAUUGCCAGUACAGUAAAUUAUUCCUAACACAAUUAUAUCCAUUUCUAUCACCUUCAGAACAAGUUGCUAUUUUUAGUCACAAACCGUGCAGGGUUGGGUCACCUCGAAGCAUUUUUUCAGCCUGGCUUAUACUCUGCAGGGGAGUUGACAAUAGGUUUGGGGAAACUAGACUUACAGGAACAAUGCAGCUAGCUUUGAGAACUGAUUUCACUCACUCUGGUUUCAGGUUCUAAAGUGAUAUAUUUUUAAUGCUCCAUUUGUAUCCUUGUCUGCCAAUUACACAGUAUAUUACUGUUCAAUCCCAGUGGGGUCUUCAAUUCAAAGGUGCUCUUGCAGCCUGACACUCACAGACCAAACUGGUCAUUCUCUUUAGUCUGAUUCAGUAAAACCUCAGUUAAUGUUUUAGGAAAGGGAUUCUGACAUUUCUGAUUAACAAGGGCUUUCAUUAGAAAUUACUUUUUGGUUCAAUACUUACUAUUAAAAAUUGUUAUAAAGUGGUGGUGUUUUUGCUAUCUUGGCUUUAGUCACCAUUAUGGACAACAGAAAUUUUGUCACUCAACAGGCUAAAUAACAUAAGCCACAGGAUUAUGUCAACAGGUACCAAAUACCUAUUCCUUAUUAAAAGCUCUUUUAAAAAUGGAAUGAAGAGGCUUCCCUGGUGGCGCAGUGGUUGAGAAUCUGCCUGCUAAUGCAGGGGACACAGGUUCGAGCCCUGGUCUGGGAAGAUCCCACAUGCCGUGGAGCAACUAGCCCCGUGAGCCACAACUGCUGAGCCUGCGCGUCUGGAGCCUGUGCUCCGCAACAAGAGAGGCCACAAUAGUGAGAGGCCCGCGUACCGCGAUGAGGAGUGGCCCCCGCUUGCCACAACUAGAGAAAGCCCUCGCACAGAAACGAAGACCUAACACAGCAAAAAUAAAUAAAUUAAUAAACUCCUACCCCCAACAUCUAAAAAAAAAAAGGAAUAAAGAAUAUCCUUAACAUGAUAAAAGAUUAUCUAUUAUAACUCAACAGAGAGCUAGUAGAGGCAAACAAAAUAAAGAUGUCUGCUACCAUCAUUUAAUAUGAUUCUGGAAGUCAAAAGUCUUAGGAAAUGAACAUAUGCAGAUUCUGGGACCCAUCCUAUAAUAUGUAUGUUAUUCUUUCAAAAAGAAUCUUUUUAAAGAAAAUUAAUGGGUUCGGCUCAUUGAAUUUUGAUUAAUCAAGGUCUUACCAGACUCACAUUGUUUCUUAAGAAUUCACCAUUUUCCUGAAGUCCAGGCUAUUUGAGUAGCCAAAAAUAGUAUUUCUGCUUGUUUUUUUAGUUUUUAAAUUUUUAGUGAAUUUGUUUAAAGUGGCACUUCUUUCAAAUGUUCUCAGUAAUUUUGAGAAGAACAAAUUAAUCUUUGAGAAGAGUAAUCUUUGAAAAGAGAUGGGGGAAAGAGUCAGAAAAUGUAUACCAGGAUAGCAUUUCUCAGAGUCCUUGAAUUCUCCUGAUUUCUCAAAAAAGCCUCUCUAGGAAUCUCUCCAGACUCCUGUGAACAGCCUUAGGGUAACAGAACCUGACUUUGAAAUACAAACAUGAUACAUAAAAUUAUAUAGUAAAAAUACUGAAGAAACUUGAGACCAGGAUUUGGAAAACACUGGUAGGCAAAUUGCACUGCACUAUUUGUACCAUCAGUUUUAAGGACCCAGUUUUCUGAUUUUCUGAACAAAUACUUUAUCAUUUCUAUACUUAAAAAAAAAACCUAAGAGUAAAAUAUUGGUUUAUUUUAGAAGCAAUGAAAUAAAGCCCAAAGUGGCAUUAAAUUCAAUGACUAUCUCUAAAGCCCCAAUAGGAUGUGACUUAACUUGUUCUGUAUCAGGGUUUCUCAACAAUGGCACUGUUAACAGAAAAUUCUUUGUUAUGUGGCACUGUCCUUUGCACUGCAGGUGUCUAGCAGCACCCCUGGCCUCUCUCCACUAGAUGCCACUAGCGACCCCCACUCCCACCCGCCCCAAAAUGACAAUCAAAAAUGUCUCCAGCCAUUGACAAAAUUACCCCCAGUUGAGAGCCACUGUUCUACAUCAUUUGGAGACAGAUUAAGUGUGAAUAUGUAAUAUGUCUUGUAUAAAAUUAAACAUCGUUAGUACACAGUAACAAAUUAUUAUACCCAAAAUUACAUGUGUGGUUCAUAUGCAAUAAAAUGCUAUUUUGGGGAAAGCUUACAUGAAUCACUGAAAGAUAACAAUUACAGAAUAUUUUAAAGCAUACAGAAAAAAUACCAGAAAGGACAAAAUAGCAUUUCACAGAAGUGCUUAAAACUGGCUUUAAUGAAUAGAUCAAAAGUUUAUAAUUGGCACAUCAAUUGGAAGUAAGGUGCUUCUGAAAUGCUUGAAAAGAAUAGGUUCUUUUCGUCUUUCAAUAUUGUUUUUAUAAACCCUUUCUUAAUGUAAGGGUAACUUCAUCCCACAAACUCCUGAUUAGUGGAAUACAAAUUAAUGAGGUUUUACUGUAUCAAAAUUAUUUUUCUAAUUCAGAGAUAGCAAUAACAAGAAUCUAAUAUGGACGUGAUUUUUCUCUUUGAACAUUUCUGUUGCACUGACCUUAGCAUGCGCGUGCAUGCGCACACACACACACACACACCACCAUCUCACCAUCAUCAUCAUCUUUAGAAAAUGAGUACUGUUGAUCCAUGUAAUACUUUACAUCUCUCUUCUCUACUAUUUAAAUGUCUUGCCUCUAUCUUAGAACAUAAGAAAAAUACUCCUAGUAACUUGAACAAUGAUAGAGAAAAUGACUCUGAGCCUUAGUUGUCAUCAAAAUUACAUUUUGUCUGCUUAAGGUGACAUCAGAAGAUAAGGCUUGCAAAUCAGUCUCUCUACAAGUUGACCAUAUCUCAUUAUGAUUCCCUGAAGAGAUAACCCCUUCUUAGUGUCCCAGGAGAAAAUGGGCCUUUAGCAUUAUAAUUCAUCAUGGAGCUAGAGGUAUUUUUUUUCCUGGUUCUAAUAUGCGAGCAAUAAUCCCUACCAAGAAAUCAUCCAUUAACCUUGGAGUUUGGAGGGAUGGAUGAUUGAUUUAUCAUUUAUUUUAAUCCACUGCAAAAGCAGUACUGCCAGCUCUGCUUUCUACACUUCAUUGAGACCCAGACUUAGUGCCCGUCAUCAUCAUGGCCAUUAUCUGACUAACUUUGGAAGGAUGGUGACAGAACUGAGUGAGAUGUUUUCUGAUAAUACAGUCAUAAAGAUAAUGUUUCAAAUCUUUCAUAUAGCAUUUGAAUGAUUCUCCAGUUAAUAAAUCAGAAUCCAGGUCUCUAGUACUCGAAGAUCUUAAGGGAUUGUAAAGGAAAAAGUUUACCGUUGGAGUCCUUUUUUAAAAUGUGAACCAUGUGUCUGUUAUCUGCAUUAAGGGAUCACCAUGGCUUUGAGGAAAGAAAAGGAAAAUAAAGAUUAUGCCCAAGGUUGGUUGAAGAAGAUUAAGAUUAGCUCUUUGAGAUACUUGGUUUUAAAAUGUUUGGCAGAAGGGAAAAAUGAAGCAUAUUUAGAAGAGUAAGCUAAAAGCCCUCUCAUUGGUUUAGGGUCAUUGGGACAACCCAGGAGUAUCUGUGUGAUUAUAGCCCGUGUCCAUGGGAAGGCAUUGUUAACUUGACCACUUUUGUUCUGAGAGGGCAAUGUCAAGAGUCAGAUGUUUCUGCGAGGCCUGCCCUUUGCAUCAGGAGAAAAGUGGUAGCCUUUGCAGCUUCUUCACCUAUGUCUUCUGUAGCCCCAACCCCACUUGUGACGUUACUGUUUCACAGACACACUGCUCCAGGGGCCAGAAAUACUUGCCAGUAAGUCAUGUAUUUGGAUUGCACCGUUCCAGGGAGCAUGGCUGUAGAAGUUUAUUGUGUAUAUGUGCAGACAACAUAGCCCUGAAAGGACAAAAUUCAAAAUAGGAAAGGUCUGACUUAGGAAAGAAGAGAAAGUGCAAUUUGGUACAAGCGGGCUGGGGUAAAAAGGGACAUGGGAGCCAGAGUGAAGCAUAAGAAGCUUUGAUGAGGAACCGAGGCACAGUUGGUCUAUUUAUACAUUUAUGUAGGGAAGUGAUUCUCAACUUUGGCUGUGCAUAAGCAUCACCUAAGGCGCUUCUAAAAUUCCCAGUUACACCAAAAUCUUUCAGAGUGGGUACCAAACAUCAGUGUUUUUGAAAGCCUCCAAGAUAGUUCCAAUGUCCAGCCAAGGUUGAUAACUAUUACUAAGGAAGACACAUUUGUCUACCCUGACUGGCGUCUCAGCCCCACUUCUGAGGGGUCAAGGAAAACAAGAUAUUGGAGAUAUUGGCCAGAUUGAUAUUUAUUCUGUGUCGCAACCCAAAACAAAUGUUCUGUAAAAAUUUCUGACCAGGCAGUGCCCCAUUAAUUCUUAACAUCUCUGUCUUUGUGAUUUUCUCCUAUAUGACUGGCCACUAAUUAUUCCAAUUCAAACAUCUAGGUUUCGACUGCCUUAUACAUGUGACAUCACCAGACACCAAAGAUAUCAUAAGAAAUUUAAUACCAUGCAACGUGAAGUGGAAAACUAAUUCUCAAUAGUGGGAUAGUAGAAAUUCUCAAAACAAUCAUUCACCAAAUCAGGUCCAAAUUUAUUACUCAUUCUUCAUUUGGAGGAGACAUGGGUACCAGGUACCUGGUUCUGCCACAGCUAUAUUUUAUUGGAUUUGAUCUUAGCAAGAAGGGAGAGCAACUCUCCCUUUUUGAUUUUUGUCUUUGCUCUCAGGGCAAAGGAGUUUGGAUUUAUUUUCUUAGUUACUGGACAUGUGUUUAAAGGGAGAAGAAUGCCUGCAGCUGACUAUGUGGCCUCCAGUGCCCUGAAAGAGUGAUUUCACCUUCAAAAACGGGAGAGUCCGCCUAUCCAACGCAAUACUAGUCAAUGAGAAAACAGAAGAGUUCUCUCCUCUCACACUGCUCCCCUCUGGUAUUGGCCCAUCCUUCUCAACUGCAAAGCCAGAAAAUAAACUAGGUGGUAGUUAUGGACAAGUGUGCACAGGAUCAAAAUCUCUAAUAACCUAUAAUUUUUAGUACUUAAUUAUGUGAUGUUUUAUUCUAGGAAAUAAGAAACAGAUGACAUCAUUGAUGUAUCUUUCUUUCAUCUUAAGAAUUUUUGCAUCUUUUCAGAAAAUGACAAAUUACUAUUUUUCUGUUGCACUCAGCAAUUGUGACUAUACUUAAAAUUCUUGUAGUCUGUAGAGAUAUCAAUAAAAUUGUAUAUGUUUGUA
This is a messenger RNA of Globicephala melas (long-finned pilot whale), 9692 nucleotides long. RefSeq names its product syntaxin binding protein 5L (gene STXBP5L). Gene Ontology annotation, molecular function: GTPase activator activity; syntaxin binding; myosin II binding. Gene Ontology annotation, cellular component: SNARE complex; plasma membrane; cytoplasm. The record is from RefSeq and is a predicted model, not a curated record. Gene Ontology annotation, biological process: regulation of protein secretion; regulation of exocytosis. NCBI's taxonomy places the organism in Eukaryota, Metazoa, Chordata, Mammalia, Artiodactyla, Delphinidae.